Messenger RNA from Cucurbita maxima (winter squash), 1414 nucleotides. RefSeq names its product WUSCHEL-related homeobox 1-like. Lineage: Eukaryota; Viridiplantae; Streptophyta; Magnoliopsida; Cucurbitales; Cucurbitaceae. Gene Ontology annotation, molecular function: DNA-binding transcription factor activity; DNA binding. The transcript is spliced from 4 exons. The record is from RefSeq and is a predicted model, not a curated record. Bases 406 to 1296 code for a protein of 296 amino acids. Gene Ontology annotation, biological process: plant organ development.
GUAUGUGUGAUGAGGCUUAUCAUAACCCUCAUCAUCGUCAAGUCGUUUUACAUUCACUUCUCCCAAAAAAAACAAAAACAAAAAACCCUCUCCCCAGAAUUCCACGCCUCUCUCUCUCUCUCUCUCCCAAAAAGAAACCCUUUCACAAUUUCAGCUCAAACUAUCCCACCAAGCUUUAAUUCCCACUCUCUAUAUAUUACCCAUCACUUCUUUCUUCUCUAUACAGAUUGGGAGAGUUGGGAGAGAUUCAGAGAGAGAGAUUGGGAGAGAGAUUGAGAGAGAUUGAGAGAGAGAGAGGGUUCCCACUCAAAAAGUUUGAAUUUUUUUACACCCUUUGAGCUCUACUUUGCAAUCCCAUUAAAGGGUUACUACCAAUUUAGUAUUAUUAGUUGUUUUUUGACGAACAUGUGGAUGAUGGGUUACAAUGACGGCGGAGAUUUGAACUUUUCUUCCGAUUCAUUCAAUGCCCGGAAGCUUCGACCUCUCAUUCCUCGCCCUCUCUCUUCUCCCUCCACCAACGAUUUCUUCUCUCAAUUUUAUCAAAUGGGGACUGAUCAGAGCAAGAGAGAGUUGAAUAAUGCACCACCGCCGCCGGUCGUCGUAAGCUCGCGGUGGAAUCCGACGCCGGAGCAGUUGAGAUUGCUGGAGGAAUUGUACCGCCGGGGGACUCGAACACCGUCCGCCGACCAGAUUCAACAUAUCACCGCUCAGCUCCGCCGUUUUGGGAAGAUCGAAGGGAAGAACGUGUUCUAUUGGUUUCAGAAUCACAAAGCUAGAGAGCGGCAGAAACGCCGCCGUCAGAUGGAAUCUUCCGACCAGUCGAUUUGCGACAUUGAAAUCCUCGAACGGAAAGAUUCAGGGUCGGGUAGGACAGUCUAUGAAGUUGAACACACCAAGAACUGGCCUACCUCUACAAACUGCCGUACACUUGUGGAGGAAUCUCUUCCAAUUCAACGCGCGCCAAAAGAUAGCACCAGGACACAAAAUGGAUGCCUCCAUUCUUCGGCAGCCACUCCCGGCGGUGUCGGUGGCGUUGGCAUUGGCAUUGGAGGCUGCAGGCAACUGAUGAUGAACACCGCCCCCAUCGCCGCCACCACCACGACCGCCACAGUUACAACAAUAAUGCACCAAAAUGAUGGGGUUGAAGGAUUAGAAGAAUCAGAAACCCUACAACUUUUUCCAUUGUGCAGUGAGACAAGAAAUGGUGGGUGUGAAACAGUGGAAAGCUCAGGGAUGAACAGUGCUAAUGUGAUGACUCCACUUCAGUUCUUUGAAUUCCUUCCAUUGAAGAAUUGAUUAAGGCAUGAAGUGAUUUACCAAAGCUUUGAAAGUUUGUUCUUUCUGUUUAUGUGUAAGUUGAUUGAUGAAUAGUUUGGUGAAAUGUUUCUUUUCUUUUUCCCAUUUGGGCUUUCAA